GGAAUGUAAUGAACGAUUAUUUCGUGCUGACGAUAGAUGUAAUAUACAAAAAGCCUUGGAAAAUGUCAGAGGACAGAUAAUUUUGAUAACUUAUGGUCUCCAAAAUAAUUUAACAGGAGAACCAGACAAAAAAUAUUAUUGA
This is a messenger RNA of Entrophospora candida, 142 nucleotides long. The record is from the annotation of a GenBank genome assembly. Lineage: Eukaryota; Fungi; Glomeromycota; Glomeromycetes; Entrophosporales; Entrophosporaceae.